Molecule: messenger RNA, 1168 nt
Organism: Rhagoletis zephyria (snowberry fruit fly)
Lineage: Eukaryota; Metazoa; Arthropoda; Insecta; Diptera; Tephritidae
Gene: Cpr66D
Product: Cuticular protein 66D
Cellular component (GO): extracellular matrix
Source: RefSeq, a predicted model, not a curated record
UGGACACUAGGCGGCUUGCAGAUACUUUUUUGGUACCUACUAGGACGAACGAUAAACGGAUAGGCGCAGAUAGUCGCAGCAGCGUGGCUGAAGUGAAAAGAAUUGUUAAGUUGUUGGAUUUCUGUGUGACUAAAUAUUGUCGUUGGGGGCGUCGUUGUGGGUGAACUGUGCACAGUGAGUGAAGUUUUUGGUGCGUUUCACGUGAAAUUAUAUUGUGAAAUAAAUCGAAAUAAACACUCAUCAGCUACAUAGAAAAUAAUCCGAUAGAGUGAAAUGAAUUUCGCAAUGCGUCUGACAGCCCUAUUGGGCCUCAUAAGCAGUGUAUUAGUAGUGAUAGUGAGUGCCCAGCAACAGAACGUGGAUCCCGCGUACUUGCGUCAAUACUACCAACAGUUACAGCAGCAGCAGCAACAACACCAACAACAACAAGGCGCGGAUGCUACGCCUAUUUAUGAACAAAAUUCUGAGCAGUCGCAGCAAUAUGUGUCGCCGGGCGGGCAAUACCGCCUCAAGGAUACCGUACGCGAACAGAUCAAUGCACAACAACAACAGCAACACCAGACCGGUAGUUAUGUGGCACCAGCGGUACGCGAUUACGCCCAACAUCAGCCGCAAGUGCAACAGGUCCAAUACCAACCACAACAAUACCGUCCUCAGCCACAGGCUGUUAGCCCACCGCGCCACGUACAGCCCCAGUACCAGCCACAGAAGGCUAAAUUGCAGCAACAACGACCACAACAACAAGCCGAGGAGGAGGAGUACGAUGAUCAAAACUCUUCCUACCAAUUUGGCUUUGAUGUUAAGGACGACGAGUUCACCAACUAUCAGAAUCGCAAGGAGGUCCGCGACGGUUCGGUGAUCAAAGGCAGCUACUCGGUGGUUGACUCUGACGGUUUCAUACGCACCGUAAAGUACACCGCCGAUCCGAAGGAGGGCUUCAAAGCCGAAGUAAUUCGAGAACCCACCGACAUUGUUGUGAAAAUACCAACGCCAGCGCCUCAGCAGUUGGUGCGCCAAACUCACAAAUCCCAAGACUAUGCGCUGAAACCUUCGCAGCAAUAUCACCAGCCCCAGCAGUACCAUCAGCCACAGCAGUACCAACAACAGUAGGUGGGAAAGCACUGAGAGACCAAAACUGUUUCGCGCAGUUGAAAAAAAAGCAGAAAAU